CCCAACAGUGCGUCACACCGUGUGGAAUCUCUUCUUCGGGAGAAUCAUGGCGGGGUUUGGUUAUCUGUUCAUUCCAACUGUGCUGCAGCGUAUCUCGUCCACCAGGUCACUCAGGGAGACCAGAAGGGCUAUCCUUGUCACCAUCCCCGCUUUCCCUAUUAUCCUGCUGAUGGGCCUAGCUCAGGGGAUUGUCGCAUACGGCUACUAUGACCACAAACGAUGCGAUCCGGUGGCGUCAAAGCAAAUCAGCUCUCUCAAUCAGAUACUCCCCUUUUUCACCUUGGACCUGUUCCACAAUAUACCCGGAAUGUCAGGAUUCUUCCUAGCAGCCCUUUCCAGUGCCUCCCUCAGCACUAUAUCGUCCUGUCUGUCAGCUGUUGCCCAUAUCACAUGGCACGACAUCGUCAAACCCUGCAGACCAAAUAUGUCAGAGUUCAGAGGAGUCCUAGUCGCCAAAGCAACAGUGGUGAUGUGUGGCGUUCUCAGUUGCAUAUUGGCUGUUGUCGUCUCUGAAGCUGGAACGAAAACCCUGAACCAGAUCGUCUACACCCUACUGUCCAUUGCUAGAAGUCCUUUGAAUGCUCUGUUCUACCUAGGAGCUUUGUUUCCGUUUGUCAACACUAAGGGUGCCAUCACAGGCCUGCUGGCAGGUGUUAGCCUCAUGCUGUGGUUGUCCAUAGGAUCCAUGUUCUCCUCUGCCGGAUCAGCCAGCACCUACCUUCCUUCGGCCCCAACAGACAACUGCCCAGGGUUCAAUGUGACUUCAUCAUCCUUUGUCAAUUUUACCUCCACCAUCGUCCAGGAACAGAAUGAAGUCAUCAAAAGCAGAUCUGACCUGGAUACCCUGUACAACCUUUCCUACACGCUGUUCUCCACGAUGGCUAUUGGGACUGUAUUGCUGGUCGGGUUGGUUACCAGUUUCCUGACAGGGGGCAACGAGAUGCCAAUUGAUCCCGACUGCCUCAUCCGUCUGGAGGACAUCCAGUGUUGGUGUGUACCCGACUCACUGAGGACAACGCCCAAACCCACAAGGUCGCGGGACUACGAACUGACGCCAGUGGAAGGUGAUCUUGUGCUUGGUGAAGACUUUAGUGUGGACAAGAGAGUUCCUACACGUUCCUUUAUUGCUACCGAAGCUGUACUGGCAGGGCACAGUAAUAUGUGACAACUGGAUUGUUAAACUGCUGCGAAUUAUACGUGUGUGUCUGAUUCGUUAUUCCUGUAUUAUAAUCCGUAUGAAAAUAUGCAGUUAAUAAACAAAUAACCUUCAAGUCCGUUAACUUACUCUUUUAUCUACACUUAAAUGACAUAUUGUAUCUGGGAAGUGUUAGACUGUCUUCCUUCCUGCAAACGACUGGCAGUC
Haliotis rufescens (red abalone) is the source of this 1363-nucleotide messenger RNA. RefSeq names its product sodium-coupled monocarboxylate transporter 2-like. Gene Ontology annotation, cellular component: membrane. The coding region runs from base 47 to 1165 and encodes 372 amino acids. The record is from RefSeq and is a predicted model, not a curated record. The transcript has 10 exons. NCBI's taxonomy places the organism in Eukaryota, Metazoa, Mollusca, Gastropoda, Lepetellida, Haliotidae. Gene Ontology annotation, molecular function: symporter activity. Gene Ontology annotation, biological process: sodium ion transport; transmembrane transport.